Megalobrama amblycephala (Wuchang bream) is the source of this 3669-nucleotide messenger RNA. RefSeq names its product guanylate-binding protein 1-like. The record is from RefSeq and is a predicted model, not a curated record. The transcript has 9 exons. Gene Ontology annotation, molecular function: GTP binding; GTPase activity. The coding region runs from base 958 to 2913 and encodes 651 amino acids. Lineage: Eukaryota; Metazoa; Chordata; Actinopteri; Cypriniformes; Xenocyprididae.
GAAUGGAACGCAGGGAUUGAAUGAACACUCGCCCAUUUCUCCUGCUUGUCCUUAAAACGUCUGAACUGGGACCAUCCACAAUUAACAACAUUCUUUGUUUCCUCAGGGGAGGAAGAAAAGUGUUGAACUCCAAGGGGGGUGGAGCAGAGAACCGAAUGAUCUUCAUUCCAGUGAUAUUCUUUUGAGCUGUUUUGUAUUGUGUCCCAUUUCUCAUUCUGCAGUUUUUAUUUUCUUAUUUUCAAAUCUCCCUCUUGCUCGUUCUCUCUCCUCGACUGUCACACGCCCCCUGAUGCUGAUUGGUUAAACGUUUGUUGUUGGACUCAGCCCAAUUAACUUCCAAACAGUGGAUUUGAAUCAUCACAGAGUGCCCCUUUAAGUAAAUGUGUGAGAUUGUUCUCAGCAAAGGAAUAUAUGUGUAAAAAUGAAGCAGUUUUGAUAAGAAAUAAUAAAUGAAGAGGUUGUUAGAAAAGUGCACGCUCAAGAUGUGUUAUCAAUGGUUGGCAAUCAAUUCACAUGUACAAUUCCAAAAGACAAGAAACAUGCAGACACAACCAUACAACUCACUGCCAGUCAAUAAGAGGCGUGGUUUUAAGGGUGGUUACCAGGAAGCUCUCAAACUGUAUCUUUCAGAACUCAAGAGAAAUCAUAGAGAGCAGGUAAGUUUUAGUUAGAUUUAAAACAGGCAGCUCCAUUUAUUGCUUACAGCUCUCUCUUAUCAGUGAGGUCUCAGUUCUGUGUUGUAACCUUAUGUGUAAAUAUUAUGUGACAUUAAAUCAAAUCUGUGUGUGUGUAUGCACUGGCUUGACAUAUUUAUAGGGCAAAAAAUGGCCUCAUACUGUAGGCGUUGUCAGAAUUUGCUUUAUUAUGAGGAAAUCCCAAAUGUCUGAGAUGUAAAAGUACCUUGUAAAAGUACCAACGUGUGUGUGUGUGUGUGUGUAAGCUCCAUCUCCAGUGAUCAUGGACAAACCAGUGUGCUUGACUGACACGGAGUCAGAUGGGAAGCUGUGUGUGCAGCAGUCAGCUCUACAGAUCCUGCAGCAGAUCCAGCAGCCAGUGGUGGUGGUGGUCGUGGUGGGUCUCUACCGCACCGGGAAGUCCUACCUGAUGAAUCGCCUCGCAGGACAACAAACAGGAUUUGCAUUGGGCAGCACCAUCGAGUCCAAGACGAAGGGCAUCUGGAUGUGGUGUGUGGAUCACCCCACUAAAGCAGGAACCACUCUGGUGCUGCUGGACACUGAGGGACUUGGAGACGUGGACAAGGGGGACUCAAAGCAUGAUACAAAGAUCUUCUCUUUGGCCGUCCUUCUGAGUAGCACUCUAGUGCUGAACAGCCAAGGGACGAUCGACAACAGGGCCAUAGAGGAACUGCAAUAUGUCACAGAGUUGACUGAGUAUAUAAAGGUCAAAUCAUCUGAUGAGGAUACAGAUGACUCAGAGUUUGUGAAGUUCUUCCCUAGUUUCAUCUGGGCUGUGAGGGACUUCACCUUGGAACAAAAAAUCAAUGGAAAAUACGUGACUGAGGACCAAUACUUAGAAUAUGCCUUGAAGCUGAAACCAGGCUCUUCAAGAACAGUUAAAGAGUUCAACCUUCCACGGGAAUGUAUCCGAAAUUAUUUCCCAUCCCGGAAAUGUUUUACUUUCCCGUUUCCAACCGCACCAGAGAAUGUGUCUCGUCUGGAGAGCUUGGAUCCUGCUGACCUUUCCCCAGAUUUCCAGAAGGUCUCAGAUCAUUUCUGCAAGUUCAUCUUUGACAGGAGUGAAGUGAAAAGGCUGAAGGAUGGACACACAGUCACAGGCAGAGUUCUGGGUCAGCUGGUGAAGACAUACGUAGACACAAUCUCCAGUGGUGAAGUUCCAUUUCUGGAGAAUGCUGUGAUUGCUAUGGCAAUGAUUGAGAAUGAGUCUGCAGUGAAGGAGGGGCUUGAGGUUUACCAGAGUGGAAUGGAGAAACUGAAGGACUCCUUCCCUCUGGAACUGAAGGAUGUGUCCUCAGAACACCAACAACUCAGCAGCAUGGCGACACAAACCUUCAUGAAGCGUUCCUUUAAGGACAGUGAGGGGACAUUUAUGAAAUGUCUUGAGGAAGACAUUAAUAAACUCUUUGAUGGAUAUCUGUGCCAAAACGAGGAGGCUUCAAAAAAAAGAUGUGAGAAUCUCCUGUCAUCACUUUCGGCACCAAUGACAGAAAAACUCAAGAAAGGAUUUUAUGCCGUACCUGGUGGUUAUGUUCUCUUCUCCCAGGACCUUGAAGACAUUGUAAAGGAAUACAAAAUCCAAGCCAAUAAAGGAGUCAAGGCAGAAGAAACACUUGAAGAGUUUCUGAAGCAGAAGUCAGUGGAUUCUUACGCCAUUCUGCAGGCUGACAAGAAACUGACUGAGAAGGAGAAAAAAAUAAUGGAGGAAAGAGAGAAGUCUGUUCUCCUGGCUCAGGAAAUAAAUGCCAAGGAACAAAAGCAGCGACAACUCGAAGAGAAGAUGGAAGCAGAGAGACGGAGCAAUGAAGAGAGGAUGAGACAGAUGAAGGAGAAGAUGGAUGAGGAGCUGAGGCUCCAGAGAGAGGAGGCUGAGCGUGCCAUGGACCGUAAACUGAGGGAGCAGGCUGAUCUGUUGGAGAAGGGAUUUAAGGAGAAGGCAGACAGGAUGGCUAAAGAAAUAGAGGACUUCAGGAAGAAGAAUAAAGAAGCAGAAAAGAAAAGUGACCAGAUGUUUAAAAAGAUGAUAGAAAAAAUGAACAAAAAACAUGAUGAGUCUAUGAAUCUGAUGAUGAGGCAACACAGUGAGCAGAUGAAGGCAAUCAUGAGCAUGCCGAGGCCUAAGUCAGACUCCUCCGCUCUACUCUUAUGUCUGCUGCUCAGCGGCCUCGGCGGUUCCAGCGGUGGUUCAGUGUCAUGUUCACGUCCCUGCCGCUGCUAAUGCAGCUGUACACCAGACUUGGCCUCUUGCCAUAAUGCCCCCAACCCUAUCUAUCUAUCCAUCCAUCCAUCCAUGGCACUCAGCAUGGAUCGGGGAAGCGGGGGGUCGCCCUGGGUUACUUUUGAGGUCUGGUACAAAUAUGAGGUCUGGAAUUUCAAUAUGACUUCACACGCAGUGAUGUGAUUUUUACGUCACUCAACAUUCUUAAGCGUUGUAAAUGCUAAGAAAGAUUUAUUUUUCUGUGACAAUGAGAACACAUAUUUUCUUAAGAUUCAUUAAUAAUCAAGACUGAGUGUUCACAGGAGUGUCAUGAUCCCCUGCUGGAGUUUCCUUGACAGCCACCAGAGGGCACUCUACCCCAGACAUUCUCAGUAUCAUAGACUUCAUUUCCCAUAAUCCUUUGUUCCCGACUAAUCACUGUUCAUUGCACACAGCUGUUUUCACUCAUCUUGUUUGUUUCUGCCUAUUUAUACCCCGUUUGUUUCAAUCAUCAUUAUUGAGGUUUAGCUAUUUGUUACGUUGCUCUUCUGUGUACGUUCCCUGGUCCUGUCUCUUGUUUUGUGGAUGGUUUUGCUAGGUUUUUGACCUUUUGCUAGGCAUUGUACUUCUCUUCUGGAUUUCUCAUUAAAAAUGCAAUUGGAACUUAGCCAAGUCUCAAAACAUCAGUGACAAGGGUGAACUGAUUAAUUGAUUGUUUUAGAUAAAAUCAGAUGGCAUUGCUAGCAAAAUAAAUAACACUUUCAGAUGCCCAGAAAA